Molecule: messenger RNA, 7602 nt
Organism: Melospiza melodia melodia
Lineage: Eukaryota; Metazoa; Chordata; Aves; Passeriformes; Passerellidae
Gene: TBL1XR1
Product: TBL1X/Y related 1
Exons: 17
Coding region: 553-2094 (513 amino acids)
Biological process (GO): regulation of transcription by RNA polymerase II
Cellular component (GO): histone deacetylase complex
Molecular function (GO): transcription corepressor activity; protein binding
Source: RefSeq, a predicted model, not a curated record
UCCCCUCCCCCGGCCCCUGGCUCGGAUAUAAUUGAAUAUCACAGCGCUACGCGCUGGGUAUUUUUUUUCCUUCCUCCUCCUGUGUGUGUGUGGUGGUUUUGUUGGUUUUUUUUUUUUCCUGGUGUUUUUUUUCCUCCUCCUCCUCUCGGUGUGGACACCUUAAAAAUACAUAUAUAUAUAUAUAUAUAUGUGUGUGUAUAUACAUAUAUAUAUAAUCGAUAACUAUACGCGUGUACACACACACACUCACACAGGCAGGGAUGUGCGCGUAUAUACACGCGGCGGUAUAAAACACACGGGAGGAGGAGAGACAAUCCAGGGUGAAUUCCUCGUGCCUCCAUUCCCGGGGAAAGGGGGGAGCAGCCGCUCGCAAGCAUCACCCUUCUGUGGCAAGAGGCACCCGAAAGGAAAACUUCUGCAUAUCAAUGCACUGCCAAUGGUGGUGUAAUACCAAGGGCUGUACUGCUGCCACAUCACAAUUUUGUGGGGUUUCAGAGAGUAGUUCUGGGUUGUGUCCUUUGUUGUGACCUCAUGGUUUAACUGGGAAUAAAGAUGAGUAUAAGCAGUGAUGAGGUUAACUUCCUGGUAUAUAGAUACUUGCAAGAGUCAGGGUUUUCCCAUUCAGCAUUUACCUUUGGUAUAGAGAGCCAUAUCAGCCAGUCUAAUAUAAAUGGUGCUCUGGUGCCACCAGCUGCUUUGAUUUCCAUCAUCCAGAAAGGUCUGCAGUAUGUAGAGGCAGAAGUCAGUAUUAAUGAGGAUGGUACCUUGUUUGAUGGUAGGCCGAUAGAGUCUCUCUCACUGAUAGAUGCAGUGAUGCCUGAUGUGGUACAGACAAGACAACAGGCCUACAGAGACAAACUUGCACAACAGCAGGCAGCAGCUGCUGCAGCUGCAGCUGCCACCAACCAACAGGGAUCAGCGAAAAAUGGAGAAAAUACUGCAAAUGGAGAGGAGAAUGGAGCACACACUAUAGCAAAUAAUCACACGGAUAUGAUGGAAGUAGAUGGAGAUGUGGAAAUCCCUCCCAACAAGGCAGUGGUGCUGCGUGGCCACGAGUCCGAAGUGUUCAUUUGUGCCUGGAAUCCCGUCAGUGACCUUCUGGCCUCAGGGUCUGGCGAUUCGACGGCGCGGAUCUGGAACCUGAGCGAGAACAGCACGAGCGGCUCCACGCAGCUGGUGCUGCGGCACUGCAUCCGGGAGGGUGGGCAGGAUGUGCCCAGCAACAAGGACGUCACCUCGCUGGACUGGAACAGUGAAGGUACACUUCUAGCAACUGGGUCUUACGAUGGCUUUGCCAGGAUAUGGACUAAAGAUGGUAAUCUUGCCAGCACCUUAGGGCAACAUAAAGGUCCUAUAUUUGCGUUAAAAUGGAACAAGAAAGGAAACUUCAUUUUAAGUGCAGGAGUGGACAAGACCACAAUUAUUUGGGAUGCCCACACUGGUGAAGCCAAGCAGCAGUUUCCUUUUCAUUCUGCACCAGCAUUAGAUGUUGAUUGGCAGAGUAACAACACAUUUGCCUCUUGCAGUACAGACAUGUGUAUUCACGUUUGUAAACUAGGACAAGAUAGGCCCAUCAAAACCUUCCAGGGUCACACAAAUGAAGUAAAUGCAAUCAAAUGGGACCCAACUGGUAAUCUGCUGGCAUCCUGCUCUGAUGACAUGACUCUAAAGAUCUGGAGUAUGAAACAAGACAGUUGUGUCCAUGAUUUACAAGCACACAACAAAGAAAUUUAUACUAUCAAAUGGAGUCCUACAGGACCAGGAACAAAUAAUCCAAAUGCCAAUCUUAUGUUAGCAAGUGCAUCCUUUGAUUCUACUGUUAGGUUAUGGGAUGUAGACAGAGGAAUUUGUAUUCAUACUCUGACAAAACAUCAAGAACCUGUGUACAGUGUAGCUUUCAGUCCUGAUGGCAGGUACCUGGCCAGUGGCUCCUUUGAUAAAUGUGUACACAUCUGGAAUACACAGACAGGUGCCCUAGUUCACAGUUAUCGGGGAACAGGAGGGAUUUUUGAGGUUUGCUGGAAUGCAGCAGGAGACAAAGUUGGAGCAAGUGCUUCAGAUGGUUCAGUUUGUGUACUAGACCUCCGGAAAUAGCGCUCUUAGUUGGAAGCCAUGGACCGACUAUGAAUGUGUACAUAGCCAAAAUGACUGUCCCUGACCCAUGUACUGCUAUAGUCCCAAUCGAACCAUGGCCAGUCCACUACAGCCAAAUGUAAAAGAAAUAUAUACAUAUACUGUAUAUAUAUAAAAAAAAAAAAAAAAAAAAAAAGGAGAAAAAAAAAAAAAAGAGGAGAAAGGAAAAAAAAAAAAAAAUUUACACCCUGAAGAGGAUGACAGAGUUUUGUCACAGCUUGUGAAUCCUGUUCACCAAGUGCUGGAAUCUGCUGUGCCCCAAAAUAACAUUUAAAGGUUUUUGGAUAUGAAAAACAGAAGAGAGCGAGAGAGAGAGAAAUAUACCAUAUACAAGAGCAGACCCAUAUACAUACCAAAAUCAGAAGAUACUAAUGGCAGCCUUCAUUACCCCUUCCCCCAUGAGAUCCAUUCUCACGUGGAUUUGUGGGGUGUUUUUGUUUUCCUUCUCAGUAGUUGAGCAGUUUGUGUGUACAGAGAAAAUGGACUUACAGAAAUCUGCAGCAGUAGUUUUUUUUCCUGUGCUUUUAAACAUUGGGUUUUCUGUUUUGUUUUGGUUAAGUUUACGGAUGCAUGAAGUAAGGGAGUGAUUUAGUUCCUUGUUUAUAUUUUUUCACCUUGGAAAAAAAAGAAAAAGGCGUUUCUUUGAAACAUGUUUUGAUGCAUUCUUUGAAGAGGUAGUUUGAACCUGAUAAUGUUUGUUACAUUUUGUGGCUCCCAGAGCACAAUUUUGUGAACAGAGGGAGGGUGGAAAAGGGGUUAGGGAGAGAGAAGAAAGGAAGAAAUCCUUCUUUGCAGCGUGAUAUUCCACGUCCUUCUCAUCUACAAAGCAGGAUGGAAAUGGGUAUAAUGCUAUGUUUGAUUUUCUGGUGACAUGGCUGAAAUGCAGUAAUUUCUUAUUUGGGACAUAAUUCUGCCAAAAGUAAGAAUAGAAGGGCACAAGAACACAGGAAAAAGAAAACAAACAGGGAUGCAAAAAAAAAAGGAGAAAAAAAAUAAAGAGGAAAAAUGCAUCUUCUGUUGUUUUAAGACCAUAGCUAAAAUAUGGUUAAAUUGUGCACUAUUGUGAAAAGGAGCAAAGUAUAGCUGGGGGAUUUUGUUUAAGAGGUUAAGAUCUUUCUGGACAAGGGUUCAUGCCACAGCUUCUUUGAGAGUUGCCCAUCAUUAUUUGUAGGAGCUUAGAUGUAUAAUUGUAACCAAACUCCAGUAUUAAAAGUAUUUCAUGUAAUUUUUCUUUAUUAAAAUAAAAUCUUUGGCAUAUAUUUGAUAACACUGCCAUUAAGAGGCAAAAUGUUUACUACCUUAGAUUUAAAAGAAAAAAGAUCUUAAACAGAGGACUUGCUUCAAGUUUAUUUUAAUAGCAGUGAUUCAGCUUAUUUAAAAGAUGAAUACUUGCACUAAUUCCCCUGCUGCUCCAGUCCUGCAGUUUAUUGUAUCUUGUGACUACAUUUUUUUCCAAAUAUAGGGUAGAUGUAAGCUGCUAUUUUUUUAAUAAUCACUACUAUAUAGUGUCUUUUACUCUGUUUACAAUAUCAAGUAUUUUUCUUACAAUGACAGAUGUAUAUGGCAAACCUUUUUCUGCUCAUGUGAUUAAAAGUAUACUAAUAGUGAUUUUAUUUGUAAAUGAUAGCAUGAGGUUGUGUUUAUGCGUAUGUGUAGUCGAAAAGGUUGCAUCAUGUCUUGCAUAAGAUUCCAAGAGUGUAAAUUUAUAAAAAGAGAGGUUGUCAAAUUUAUGUCACAGACAUUUUACUUAAGGAAUGGUUUAUAUUACAGAGCUUUGCAAAGUUAUCGGUUUUAUAACACUAUUUCAAUCACAAUUAAUUUUGUGACUUAUGAUUGUUAGUCUCUAACCUAUUUUUUUAUUCAUUUGGGGUUCUUUUUCCCCUGUCCAAGUUAAGUAUAAAUUCAUUUAAUUGAGAUAAUGCAGCUUUGACAUUUAACCAUUGUUCUUUAGGCAUCGAUUUCUGCUAUUUCCAUGAAAUAAACAUGACUUGAAGCAAGUCUGAGUUUGGCUAAGGUAGGGUAGCAAUUUGCCAGUGGUUAAGACAAGUCAACAAUAAUACAUGGUUUAUAUACAGCCCAGGAUUAUACUGCUAUCAUACACAGCAUUUAAAACCAACACCAAGUCAUAUCCAUAAAGACAGUUAUCUGUGGUGGUUCUGUGCCAGCUAUUUUUAGGGUUUUGGAACAUAUUGCAAAUGUUUAGAGCAAUUACCCUGUGAGUUACAAUAUGUAGGAAACCUAAUAUAUUGAGUGUCUGGCACUUGAAAUAUUGCUUUUAUUGCUGGAGGUCCAUGACUGUGGCUGACCUCUGUCAUUUAAUGAAAAAAAAUAAAAAUAAAAAUAAAUUCUGUGCAAUAAUUUUAAACUGUGCUCCCAGGAAUAGACACAAAUGUUUUGAGUAUGUUUAAGCUGCAUUUUUCGUUUAGCAAUGCAUUUGUCAAUUGCACUGAAUUUAAAUCUGAAAGUCAGAAGUGAUUCUUGAUAGUACUUUUGUAUUUUAAUAUGGACAGUUUAUUCAUUUUCAUAAAAGCUAUUGGAUGAUUCUUUCAGCCAAUCUAAACCGAAUUGUGGUGGAAUUCUGUGACAUAGCUGCAAAAUCACACAGCCAUGUUUUAGGGUGUUGCCAUUUUCCUCUUUCUCAAUCAUCAGCUGUUUUUUUGGUUGCAAUUCUAGUUGCUUCAGCAUAGCAUCCCACACUCAGAAACAGAGAACACCAGAGCUGCAGCAUGUCCAGGCAGGGCUGUCAGCAACGUUGGCUCCAUGGGCUGGAGUGUGGGGCCAGGCCAGCGUCCCCGAGCCGAGGUGUCCCGCUGCCACGGGGCCAGGCCGUGUCCCCAGGCCAGGCCGUGUCCCCAGGCCAGGCAGGGUCCCCAGGCCGUGUCCCCAGGCCAGGCCGUGUCCCCAGGCCAGGCCGUGUCCCCAGGCCAGGCAGGGUCCCCAGGCCGUGUCCCCAGGCCAGGCCGUGUCCCCAGGCCAGGCCGUGUCCCCAGGCCAGGCAGGGUCCCCAGGCCGUGUCCUCAGGCCAGGCCGUGUCCCCAGGCCAGGCAGGGUCCCCAGGCCAGGCAGGGUCCCCAGGCCAGGCAGGGUCCCCAGGCCAGGCAGGGUCCCCAGGCCGUGUUCCCAGGCCCAGCUCUGGCCGUAGCUGUCCAGCUGUCAUGCCACAGUGCUGCUCCUGCUCCCGCUCGCCCGGAGCCGCCGCGCGCCGCGUUCUGCCGCCCCGCCAACCAAAAAACCAGACAAAAACACCACAGAACCCUGACGUUAAUCGCUGGUUUUUAUAGCAGAAAGGCCUCGUGUUCCAGGGUGGGGUAGACUGUCCAGAUCGCUCCUUUCAAAGGGGAAGCCAAAUGGCAGCAAGGCCCUGACUUUGAGCAUGCACGUACACGCUACACAGUCUUACAGAUGGAGUCGUUCCUAUUUUUAUCAAUUUAACAUGAUAACAGGCAAAUAUCCAAACAGAGGAUAAAAGGAAGGGGAAAAGCUGGGCUCAGAAUUAACAAUGGGGUAAGAAAUGAACUGCUCUUGAGUUUGCUGUCUUUCUGUGCAUCCAUCUCAGAAUCCCGUUUGUCAUUUUUGCAUGACCAGAUCCAGGUUUCUGUAGAGUUCGUCUUUUUCUAUUUUUACUUCACCUUUUUCUGCAUUUUUAAAUUGAUGUAAAGAUUCCCAACCAGUGGACUUUUUAGUGUAGUUAAGAGAAUAUCUAGGUCUUCAUAAAAGCUUUUUUAGACUCUUUGUAAUGUUGAUAAACUGAGUUUAUUCUGGGACUACCAUUGUGCAGGGUUAUUUAGCAUGUCUACUAGAUGAUUGGAAAUCUUAUAUGAAACACUAAAAGUGCCUCUUUUUCUGGGUUGGGUGGAGGGGAGGUAGUAGUUACCAGAGUCAGAACGACAUGGCAUUUCGAAGCAUGUUUCUUGAUUUCGUGACACUUUAAUGCAUCUUGAGAGAAAGGCCAAAGAUUUCUACCAAUUUUAAUUGAUUUUCAUUUUAGAAAGCACUCCUUUUUCCUUACACUGCUUACCUCAUGCUGGGGCGUCUGAUGGGGAAUGUCCUUUGUGUUUAGGGAGAGCAGUGGGCGGCACAGGGCGGCCGUGCCGGUGUGCCAGCAGAGCCGCCUCAGCAGCUGACGCCUUUAAUUCAUUACAGGAGCUUCAUUGCAAACUGCGGGGUUCAGCCUGUAAAUACAAGGCUGUUCAGAGAAGAGGGCAGCCUUGGGAUCUGAUUUUUCCAAUCUUUGCUCCCCCAGGAAUCCCAUUCUCUCAGUUCACCCUCGCCAGGCGAGCGCUGGCUGUGCCGAGCCCCGGUGUGGAUAAAAUGUGGAUAAAAUCAGCCUCAUCCCCUCCGGCCGAGGGUCCCCAGUGCCCGUGGGGUUUUGCCAGAGCAGGGCCUGCUGGAUUUAGCUCAGUUCCCUUUUUUGGCUGAUGAGCAGGAUAGCUCCUCCCUUCCCAAAGCCCUGUAGAGCCAUUCCCCGGUGGGAGCAUCCCACCCUCUCCAGACGCCUGAAGAAAGCAGAAGCAACAUUGUGGCAUGUUAGCAGCAAAUGCGGCUUCGGGAGACAGCAGUCAAUCUCCAUCGAGAUCCCUGACAUUUUCCGUAGGGAGGGAGACAUGGAGCAGUCUCACUUCUCCCUCUAGAGAAAGCUCUGAAAUACCACGAGCUGUGAAAGUGUGACUGUCUUCACUGUCAGUCUGGUGGGAGGCAGACCAACCAGGAGAAUCUGCCAUUUCGAGUGGAUUGCAGAUUUAGUGUUAAUAGUGCUUCAGAUCAGUAGUUUUGAGUACAUGAUUCGCUUUCUCUGCCUUUGAGUUUGAAGCUUGACAAUAACUUGAGGCAUGUUUUUGUUUUGUUUUUGUUUUUUUUUUAUUUUUAAAUAAUCAUUCAUUUUUACUUCAUAAUGUUUUUUGACAUUUGUGGGUAAAUACAAGAAAACAGUCUGCAUGUUGUUGCUAGUCCAGUGUACUUUGCAAUCUUGUCCUCAACAGACUGCAGUGUGCAGAACAGUAAUUCUAGAAUACAGAAGUAAUUUUCUCUCUCUCCUGACAUUGACAUUGUAGUUGUAAUGGUUUCAUUUGGAGUUACAAAUCCUUUGGGUCUAAUUCUGUGAGCCUACCUAUAGCACUGGAUUAAAAUGUCUUCAUCAUUUCUUCAGUUAUCCAGUUAAACUACAACUGUUGUAAAAGUGUAAACCAGCCCAUGACAGUUUUUUGUACUUGUUUAAAGGACUUUUAUUGUUCAGUUUUCAUGAUUAUUGUCUAAAGAAGACUGAUAUAGAUGUUCUAUACUGUCCUGGACCAUGUUAAUUACACUUUAUGAUGUAUUUUGGUUCUACAUCACAAUGAUUUGUCCCCAAGGCCCUUAUAUCCCUUCUAGGCACAUUUUCUGUUGCAGUUUCCCUUUGCAUUGUAUUGCUUUGACAACUGUAAUUUGAAUCAGAUCUGAAAGAGGUCCAGAAUAAAAUAUAUUUUGAUAUUA